AUGGACCAAGAAGAAGAACAAGACCAUGAGGCCUUGGAGGAGACACACAUGGGUGAGGAACAAGUUCUGGCAGGCAGCCUGCUUGCCUUUGCCAGCCUGCGGCUAAGGGAUGUACUGGCAGUGGGGACCAGAGGAGGAGAGGAACGGUUUGGGGACAGCCAUGGAAGUCAGCAUGGUUCCCCAGAGGCUCAGCAAGGCGGAUAUGAGGAGGAAGAGGAGGUUGAGCUGACUUGUUCUGGUAUCACCCUGGUGAAAAGGCGGGAGAGAAGGAUGGCAGCAGCAGCAGCAUCACGGCAAGUCCCUCGUGUGGAGCGUCCCAGCAUCUGCCCCGAGUGUGGCAAGGGCUUCACUCGGAGCAUCCACCUCGUCCAGCACCAGCGGACGCACAGCGGGGAGCACCCCUUCCUGUGCAGGGACUGCGGCAAGGGCUUCAGCCAGAGCUCCCACCUCGUCCAGCACCGGCGAGUCCACACGGGCCAGAAACCCUACACCUGUGCCGAGUGUGGGAAGAGCUUCAGCCAGAGCUCCAACCUCCUGAAGCACCGGCGGGUCCACAGCGGGCUCAAGCCGUACGUGUGCAGCGAGCGCGGGAAGUUCUUCAGCGACAGCUCCACCUGCACCAAACACCGGCGGCUGCACUCGGGCGAGCGGCCCCACCAGUGCCCGGCCUGGGGGAAGAGCUUCAGCCAGUGCUCCCACCUCCUGCAGCACCAGCGGGCCCACGCCAGCAUCCGGCCCUACGCCUGCGGGCAGUGCGGGAAGUGCUUUGGGCAGAGCUCCGACCUCGUCAACCACACCCGUACUGGGGAGAGGCCCUACAAGUGCAGCCAGUGCAGCUGCGGCUUCAGCGGCAACUCCAACCCCAUCAAGCACAGCUGCAUCCACAGCGGGGAGUGGCCCUUCCGCUGCUCCCCGUGCGGGCAGAGAUUCCCCUUCCAGCCCCAGCUGGUGCGCCACCAAAAGCACCACACAGGGUAG
This is a messenger RNA of Neopelma chrysocephalum (saffron-crested tyrant-manakin), 978 nucleotides long. RefSeq names its product zinc finger protein 239-like. The record is from RefSeq and is a predicted model, not a curated record. NCBI's taxonomy places the organism in Eukaryota, Metazoa, Chordata, Aves, Passeriformes, Pipridae. Gene Ontology annotation, biological process: regulation of transcription by RNA polymerase II. The transcript is spliced from 3 exons. The coding region runs from base 1 to 978 and encodes 325 amino acids. Gene Ontology annotation, molecular function: RNA polymerase II cis-regulatory region sequence-specific DNA binding; DNA-binding transcription factor activity, RNA polymerase II-specific.